This is a messenger RNA of Caenorhabditis briggsae, 741 nucleotides long. The record is from RefSeq and is a predicted model, not a curated record. Lineage: Eukaryota; Metazoa; Nematoda; Chromadorea; Rhabditida; Rhabditidae. The transcript is spliced from 4 exons. The coding region runs from base 1 to 741 and encodes 246 amino acids.
AUGAGCAAAUCUACUCGAAAAAAGCACAAAAUCCAAGAAGAGAAAGAAGGAGAAGAGCCGACGAGGAAAAAAUCGAAGAGUGAAAAUUCCGAAGAGCCAGAAGACGUGACGGAUUCAGACUAUAAUGACUCAGGCUCCUCCGACGACCCGAACGCUCAAGUUAUCAAGCUGCUUCUCGCAAACGACACUCUGAAUAAUGAGAAUUCAGAAUUGAAAAUGAGAAUCCAGCAACUAGAAGAGGCUCUCCGGAAUCGGCCAUCGAUCGAUAUUGGGAAUAAGGUGGAGGAGAUGGAUAAUUGGAUUAAGAAGCUGGAGAAAAUCCACGACGAAGAUAUCGAUUUGUUGAAAAAAUCGAUAAGCGAUUUGGCCGGAAAAAUCGAUGGAAAAAUCGAUAAUUUGAGUCAAAAUGUCGAUAAUUUGAGCCAAAAAAACGAGAAAGUGGAGAAAAAUCAGCAGAAAAAACUGGAUAAAAUGGCUCGAAACAUCGAGCAAAACGAGAAGGAUCUUCAAAAAUUCAGACAGAAAAUUCAGGCGAAAAUCGAUAAAUCGAUGAAGGCGGAGAACGAAAAGUCCAUGAAGCACAUGAACGAGAAAUUCGAAAAAUUUCGGAAACAAAUUUCCGCAAAAAUCGAAAAAUCCGCCAAAAAUGAGGAGCAGGAUGGCCAGAAAAAGCUGCGCAGAGGACGUCCCAGAUGCCCACCGAAGUCGAAAAUCGCUGGAAGAAAUCGAUGGGAUCGUUAA